This is a messenger RNA of Daphnia pulex (common water flea), 3715 nucleotides long. RefSeq lists its product as uncharacterized. The record is from RefSeq and is a predicted model, not a curated record. The transcript has 4 exons. Lineage: Eukaryota; Metazoa; Arthropoda; Branchiopoda; Diplostraca; Daphniidae. The coding region runs from base 533 to 3469 and encodes 978 amino acids.
GGUGUGUGUGUGAGCACCAUGAGGAAGGCAUAAGUGGGACAGCAGUCCAGUCCACGGGCAGAAGAAUCGUCCAGACACAGGGCAGGUGGUAACACCAAUGAAGACCAGUCGUUGACGGAAUUCGUCCGGAGUAACAUCUUCCCCCUUUGCUGAGCGCGCGCGCGGAUGGUAUCGAACAUCCAUUUUUGAACAACAACAACAACAACAACAACAACAGUAUACCAUCGAAUCGACAAUUUGCUUCUUUUUGGCCCACUAUUACUUCGGGUAGUCUUUUACGUGCGUCUGUGUCCCCACAGUGAAUUGUGUAAUAGUGUCUUGUGUGUUGUAGUGCACCUGUGCUUUUCAACCAAACACUGACAUUGGCGCAUCAUGCGGGCCGCACCGUCUAUGAAGGCGCAGUCUAACUAGGUUAGCCCAACGACCGGAGGCAAUCGCCCGUGAAAACUACUCGACAGACAAAAACAAAAAGAAAAGAAACAAUAUUAUUUAAAAACAAAAAACACACACACACAAAAACAACCCUCGCAACAUGGGAAUUAGGCCGAUUGUCGGCUCCGGCCAGACUGCGAUGGGCAGAGCGGCCGCAGCUAUGAGAUACGUCAUCUUCUGGACAGUGAUGAUGGGGGUAACAGGAGGCCAAGAGCUCCUAACGACUAGGAACCACGACAACCUCAAUGCGGCCGAAAUCCGAUUCGACUCUAGAGCCCUACACUGGAUGGAUUUUUCCAAGCCGGAACCCAGCCAACAGAAACAUCAACAAUGGCUUCAGCCCCCGAUGCCCGUGAACAGCUACAACGCACGAAGGACGGCGGAACAGCAGUGGAACGCUCCAGCACCGAAUCCUUCCGGACAGAACCCUUAUGGACAGAAUCGGCCAGGAUAUUAUGAUUACCAACACCAACAAAAUCAGCAGCAACUACCUAAUCACUCGGAGCGAAAUGCGGGAUACCAGCAGUCCUAUCGCCUACUGCCGCCGAGCGACGGAGCCAUCCAGCAGUGGCCACAACAGCCUCAACAUCAUCAAGCGAUUCCGCCACCCAGAGAUGGGCCCAGUGGCUCAAUGUCCAGUCAAGAGUGGCACCGAGAAGUGGCUCAGCCGCCCAGAGAAAAUACCUAUCACCCCGCGGCUUCGUCGUCAUCAACCGAGACGAGCGACAUCCUUUCCGAUGGCCGAUCCGACGAGAUUCUCGAGGAAGAAUUUUACGAUAGUUCUGAAUUAUUCGACGAGGAAGAAGUAGAACUCGAUUCAACGCCGUCCCAACAUUCGACAGUGGCCAAACCUAAAUCAAAUGACGACAUUUCAGUGCCCGAGAGGGAGGACGAAGAUGAAACGAUGGAAAUUCUUAGCGCUUUCACGUCAGGUUUAUCGAAUUUGCCCCAUCGCAACGAAGAAAGCGGCACAGGAGAUAAAGAUAAAGAGCAGGUGAACGUUAAAGCACCUGCAGCAUCCAUUCAGAACACGCCGACGUGGAAGCAGCUCUAUCCGCAGCUACUGGCUCCAGCGACUCCGCCAGGUAAGCGGGUCAUCGUAGCCGAGGAGCAUCCGUCGUUCAAGCCCAAAGCGAUCGACAAUCAUCGGGUUAGUUACGGGUUGACGGCUGCCUCGGUUUACGCAAGAAUCCAGCCUUCCUUAAGGCAUAGAAAUGGAACCGGAGGACUGCGGCAACGCGUCGUCCCUCGACCUUAUAAGCGGCGACCAAUUUCAGUCAAGAGCACCACCACUGUGCCGCUGGAAAAGAACACUGAACCACAACAGCAUGCGCAAGACGUUGAUGACGUGGAGGAGGAGGAGGAGGAGGAGGAAGACUUGGAUUUGAUUACAGAAGAGACGGAAACAGAAAAUGAGCCGCCAUUAGAGGAAAUGACAGACGAGGAAAUCGAACCAGAGGCAAUAAAACCAAACGAAAAAGAGUCGGAAAUUGAGAUACAAAGCGAGAAGGACCAGCUGACUUCACGGGAAGAUGUCAAUAUAAAUGCCGACACUAAUCAAUCAGAAGACAUUGAAGAAGAAGAGGUGGAGGAAAAAACGCAUCCGACCCACCAGAUCAAAGAACCAGCAUCCACGAUCGAAAACGAAACACUGAAACCCAAAACUUUGUCUCCUCCGGCGACCAAUGGACCUCCUGACAUCAAAUCGCUUUUGCGCAGCGCUGGACCUUUGAGUUUGAGUGAAAUCCUCCAGCAAAAGGGUAUGAGUUUGGCCGAUUUGUUAAAAGGUGGUACCCAAAUAGCUCCCGUUAUUGGCGGCAUCACUACAACUUCUUCUCCUGACGCCCCUGCAAAAAAUCAGGUGAAAGUAGAGCACACUACUGCGUCUACUGCGACCCCGAUUGUUCCCAAUACUUCGACCACCACUACAAAACCGAUGACUAAUGCGCCAAUCCGUCCAGGCACGCUGCCUUCGGUUAAACCCAUUAGUUUGCGAGAAUUGCUAGCAGCUAAAAAUGUCACUUUGCAAGAAAUCAUCCAUCCCAAUCUGGCCCUUUCUAGCACCGAAAAACCCUCCAGUGUUGGCGGAGGACCAACGCUGAAACCGGGAGUCAAAAUGCCUAUUCCUUUUUCAGCUGGAAGGGGUAAAGGACUGGUGGGCCUUGUGGCUUCGACGACGACACCUUCCGAGGGGCUUCCAACAGAAUUCAGUUCAAAAAGCACCACUUCACAGCCGAGCAAAGCGACGAAUUCAAAAGCGGUGAGUGAAUUGAAACCGAUGAUUUUUGGAGGAGGACGACCGGUAGAAGAGGAUGCUGACGAUACAACAACAGCUUCAACAACAACAACAACGGCAAGGACGACAUCACGACAGAUGGUGAUCCAGUCCAAGAGACCUUACAUGGCCGGAGCAAAUGUAGGAGAGUACGGGUCUCAUUUGGGCAGAUCGUUCGAAGAAGAUGACGAAGAUGAAGAUAAUAACGGCACACGUUCAGGUUCUUCCAACAAUAUGAUUGGAAGCUACGGGAUGCAACGACCCAUAGCCACGUCACGACUGACACCCCCUCCACCUCGUAAAAAUCGACCAGUGCUCAAUUUCAAUUACAAUACUCUAUUGGAAGAAGAGGAAGAAGACGACACGCAAACGACAACAACCCCUUCACCAAUUCUAACCCAUUUCAACGAGGAGGAACUCAUCGAAAACGAUCCGUAUUUCGACCUUCCGGUAAGCGUUCGCAACGCCAUCAUCGUCAGUUCAACAAUUGGAGGCUUCUGUUUGGUCGUCUUUCUCGUCAUUUUGCUCGUCUUCCGGAUACGACAGAAGACACGCAUUCGACUUCGCCACCCGGCCGCUUUACUGGGAUUGGGAGGAAUGACAGAUAUGACCGCAUCCAACGGAAGCGACAGCAGCGGAAUAACGACGCCAACAUCCCAUGCGGCUAGUAAAAGCGGCUACGCCAAACUGCCGCGACGUAGCAGUUCCCUAUGGGGGACCCUUCGCCGAUCGGUAAGACAGAUGGAAGUCCAUUACUCAUAGACUUUAGUUUUUUGUUUUAAACAAAUUAAAAAAGAAAAAAAGGAAAAAAAAAAAGAAAAAAAAAAGUUUCUCUUCUAUGAAACGAAGAGACAACUAGUAUUAUUUAUCCACCAAAUUUGUGAGGUGCUAGCUGGGUUCUAGAACUGCUCACCGGUGCGUGUGCCUUUGUGAAUGUGAAUAUCCUGUAGUGCCUUGCUCAUUGUUUGUCCCAUUUUUUUAAAUACACGAAACCCUUAUGUGUUGGAA